Polistes dominula (European paper wasp) is the source of this 3368-nucleotide messenger RNA. RefSeq names its product Phosphatidylinositol 4-phosphate 5-kinase 59B (gene PIP5K59B). NCBI's taxonomy places the organism in Eukaryota, Metazoa, Arthropoda, Insecta, Hymenoptera, Vespidae. The record is from RefSeq and is a predicted model, not a curated record. Gene Ontology annotation, molecular function: 1-phosphatidylinositol-4-phosphate 5-kinase activity. Gene Ontology annotation, cellular component: plasma membrane. Gene Ontology annotation, biological process: phosphatidylinositol phosphate biosynthetic process.
AAAAAGAGAGAAAGAAAGAAGGAGAAAGAGGAGGAGGAAAAGGUGACGUGUACAUAAAAAAGAAAGAGAUAGGGAAUGUGCAUUGAGACAAGGAUACACGUUGGUAGCAAUACGUACAUUCUGAAGUCACCACUGUGAGAGAGACAAAGACGAAAGGAUUGUAAGGCAGACAGACAAGAAGAAAGAGCAUGUAAAUAGUGAGAGAGAGAAAAUAAGUUUCUUUCGAUUACGCGUCGAGAAAGAUGCGUUCGCGCGUAUUAGUAACGCGGAGGACGACGAGGAAAGAGAGGAGGCGCCAUCACGAAAUCGUCUUGGUGUUGAAUCUAGCGUGAGUCAGUCGUCCCGUCGUGGAUCGUAACGGGCGGCCACCACGUACAAGAUGGCUUCAGGCGACAAUGUGGACGCGAUCGAGGUGGUCGAGACCAGCUUCACCGGACCGGCUCAACCUGCUGCUGCUACCGAGGAUUCUACGAGGACUGAUCAGUCAACCGAAGACGACAAUAAAUCCACGGGAGAAAAAGUAACUGCACUCGAUUUUAUUUUGCAGAAUUCAAUAACACAGCAUGGAACGGUGGGGCUCAAAACCCCUGCGGGGGUGUCAAGAAACAAAUCGGAAAGGGAAAGGAAAAUUGGACAUCGUCGAGUUGGAGUGGGAGGUGAAAUUACGUACAAAAAGAUACAAACGACACAGAUUAUGGGAUCUAUACAACUUGGUAUACAACAUGCAGUCGGUGGUCUGGCAAGUAAGCCAGAACGAGAUUUGCUCAUGCAAGACUUCAUGACUGUCGAAACAACGAAUUUUCCAAGCGAGGGAUCGAAUCACACUCCUGCUCAUCACUUUUCCGAAUUUAAAUUUAAAAAUUACGCCCCAAUUGCAUUUCGAUAUUUUAGGGAUCUCUUUGGCAUUCAACCGGAUGACUUUUUGAUGUCAAUGUGUAGCGCACCUUUGCGCGAGUUAUCCAAUCCGGGUGCUAGCGGAAGUAUAUUCUAUUUAACGGAGGAUGAUGAAUUUAUUAUUAAGACUGUACAGCAUAAAGAGGGAGAGUUCUUGCAAACUCUUCUACCAGGAUAUUACAUGAAUUUAAAUCAGAAUCCGAGAACAUUGUUACCUAAAUUUUUUGGCUUAUAUUGUUAUCGGUGUAACAGUAAAAAUGUUCGAUUAGUAGCUAUGAAUAAUCUCCUUCCUUCAGCAGUAAAAUUGCAUCAAAAGUACGAUCUCAAAGGAUCAACGUAUAAAAGAAAAGCAUCAAAGUCAGAAAGAUCAAAAUCGUCUCCGACGUAUAAGGACUUAGAUUUUAUGGAGCAUCAUCCAGAAGGAAUUUUUCUGGAAGCUGACACGUACAAUGCUCUGGUUAAAACAAUUCAACGAGAUUGUCGGGUAUUGGAAAGCUUCAAGAUUAUGGAUUAUUCGCUUCUUGUUGGGAUACAUAAUCUGGAUCAGGCUGCAAGAGAAAAAACUCAGGAACAAAGAAUAUCGGCCAGUGCGGACGACGAAGUUGGUGAAAUGACUGGAGAGAAUGGAGCUUUUAUUCAAGCGGAAAGAGAACGUGACAGGGAAGAUAGAAUAGGUGCUACGGCAUUGAAUCGAUCGAGAAGCAUAAACAGGCAAAGAUUGGUCGCUCAUAGUACAGCUAUGGAAAGUAUUCAAGCUGAAAGCGAACCAAUUGAUGAAGAGGAUGAUGUUCCCAGUCCUGGUGGUAUACCUGCAAGAAAUGCUCGUGGUGAACGGCUAUUGCUAUUUCUUGGUAUCAUUGACAUUUUGCAGAGCUACAGGCUUAAGAAAAAGCUCGAGCAUACGUGGAAAUCGAUGAUACACGAUGGUGAUACGGUAUCAGUACAUCGACCAGGAUUUUAUGCUCAGCGUUUUCAAGACUUUAUGGCCAAGACAGUAUUCAAGAAGAUACCUUCACUGGACCUGCCUGAGAUUAAGGGGAACCAUCGCAAAUUCCGUAACCUCGUCACCAGCUACAUAGCACUGAAACAUUCCCCAUCAAAAAGAAAAAGUAUAACGAGGCCGUUGAGGCCACUCGAGGGUGACUUCGAUUCGACCGCAGUGGCGGCUAUGGGAACCUCGACAAUGCAUGCUACGUCACCCACGAAGCCCGCAGGCGGCAGCCCAACGGAUAUCGCACCUUCUACUACCAGCACAGUUAUGUCGAGUGGUUCGGUCCCAAUUGCCACUUCCACACCUGUAAAUCUAGCAGCUGGUCCAGUAAGUCCACCACCAUUGAGCUUAGGCAUCACUCAAACUGUUCCCCAUCAAGAACAGAACGCUUUGGGUGGUGGAGUGAUUGGGAAAUCAUCAACAACAGCAACCAGUUACCCGGCCGUAUUGAAGGGAAGAAGUAGUGCGAGUCCUCCUAAUCCUAAUCUGGUACCUUCUGGAAAGGUUCCACCACCUGUUCCACCUAGAGGCUCAGGUGCAAGGUCUGCCAGAUCACCUGGACCUACCACAACCUCCUCGUCUUCGAUAACUUCCAGUCGAGGUGGCACCCUCCCCUCUACCUGUUCCACCCCGCCCCCACCUUUUGACGAUGUAGUCCGGUCUAACGACCAGACACUGGCUUCCGGUGGUCAUCUACAGCAGGCUGUUACUACAAGUAUACUCACCAGCAGCUUGAGCAGUGCCCAUUCCAAACACAACAAGGUCGUUCAUCAUGUCACUCUUACCAAAUCAAAUCAUGAUGCAGUCAGUAUAUCGGACGUACACUUGGAGAGUAGUGGAAGUGGAAGUGGUAGCGGUGGUAGGGAAACUAAAUCAUCGCUAAGCGUUGAAAGUGGUGGUAGCAGUCGUGGUGGAGGCGGCUUAACGUGGACACCACCUGCUGGUAGUGCUGAAGGAUCAACACCUACUUGGACGGAAGGGACACCAUCUUUUACUGAAAGUUCAAGCAGUGGUGAUAUAGGAUGUCCGACAACGCCGAUCAGAGGAAGUCAUCGAUCAGAAGAUGGCGGAAGAAUCGCAGCCACCGUUGAAGAAGCACUUGCAAGUCUCACUACUGAAAUGGAAAUUCUACAACACGAGUGAACGUAUUUUACACGCUGUGUAAAAUUUAACAACUCGUCGUCGUCUUCAUCGUCGACGUUGUCUUCUUCGUCUUCAUCUUCGUUCUCUUCUUAUUCUUUCUCUUCUUCUUCUUUUUCUUCUUCUUCUUUUCUUCUGAAAGCUUCCGUCUGUUUAUGUCUUUCUUUUAUAAAAAAUAAAAUAAGAUUAUUGCGUUUACGUUUGUACGUAUUUUAUAUAUGACAACGAGUUACAACAAAUCAUCGACGAACGAUAAUUUAACAUAACUUGGUUAAAAGAAUUUAAAAAAACAAAAGAAAAAGAAAAAAAAUCAUUCACAUCAGUGAUAGAAAGAAAGAGAGGA